UCUAUUCAGACUUUAGCCCCUAUUGUGUUACUCUAAAUUUAGGUAAGUUAAGCAAAAAUGUGAAAAUUUGUUGUAAAAAUAAUUUGAGAUAAUUACAAAUAAUAAAAAAUAAAUAAUUAUUGUAAAAAGUCUGAAAAAGAUACCCCUUUGAGUAACUCAGUUGCAAAAAUGAGUGCCCGUGGGAGCGAGAGGGGGUGAGGGGGGGGCAUCUGUUCAGACUUUAGCCGCGAUCGUUUGGCCAAGAGAGAGAGAGAGAGAGCCCUCAUCUGUUAGACGUUUUCCGAUAAUACUUUGACUCAUAACCGUAUUUAACGCAAAUGGGAUAUUACUAUAUCGUUACACUCUGACAGCUAGAAACGUUUGACGAUCAAUUCCGCGUCUAAUAACCCCCCUUAUUGGGAUGCGAUCAUCUGUGGAGACAGAGGCAAAUAGUUCAUUGGGCAGUCGUAAACUGAUGGUUCGAUUAUAUGUUUCCGUUGCAUUGCUUGACACUUGCGUGUUCAUGAUUCCUGGAACAGUCAACCGCAAUUGCGUUAUUUCGUGGCGGUGUGUGCUAGCAACCAGUUGUGUUUAACCGUUAACGCUUGUUUCUUCGUGUGCCUUCAUUUCAUUCGCUGGUCUGAUCGUUAACAUCCCCCUACAAGUCUAUACGCGGCUGUAAGUAGCUAUUUCUAUAUGCCUUUAGCGAUAUUUUACCGACGGGGUGUAUCAACUUUUCAAAACUACAGGAUUUUGUUAGUGCAACAACGCAAUGGCACCAAAUCUGCAUGAACAUGCGACCCAGCCACCGUGCAGUGAAUCUGAUACUGCCGAAACUACUGAGAAUAUGAUGAUGGGACAGGUAGCGAACAAGAAGGACAUGCAACCGGCACGCUUCCAUAGCUAUUCGAAUGGAAUGCACCGUCGUCGGGAACUGCGUCUAUGGAUAACCAAAGCUGAGCCAUGGUGUCGUCGAUCGGACCGUCCCGGUAGCCCAGCUUCGUUCCGCUGUACGAUCAUUGUUGAUGAACCGAUCGCGUCCCCACCCCAGGAAGAAGAGUCAGACGAUUCCGACUAUGAGAUACCAAAAAAGCGGCGAUCGUCGUCGUUCCGGGGACCGGCGCUGAAGGACAAGCCUGUACAGCAGGACAUUCCAAGCUGCAAAGCUAUCGCUAAGGACUAAGCUACCUGCAGUACGAGCGGUGAUACCGAAAAAUCCUCCCGGUUGUUAACUAAGAUCUCAAAGUGCCAACUAAAUUAAUAAUAUUUGCAUAUCCGGUUGUGAUUUUAUACCCGAACCCGUAUGCAAAACAUUCGAUUGCUGCUCAAACAAAUGUUCCUUGCAAACACACUUAAAGUUUGCUCAUUUAGAGUACAAAAUCAAACUAUGUAUAAGCAACGCAUAAAAUGGUUUAUCUAAAUAAAUGAACGCCCUAUUUUGUUCAUUUCUUAUAAAUGAACGCUGAUAAUGAACCGAAA
Molecule: messenger RNA, 1458 nt
Organism: Anopheles stephensi (Asian malaria mosquito)
Lineage: Eukaryota; Metazoa; Arthropoda; Insecta; Diptera; Culicidae
Exons: 3
Coding region: 752-1162 (136 amino acids)
Source: RefSeq, a predicted model, not a curated record